Colletotrichum graminicola M1.001 is the source of this 3375-nucleotide messenger RNA. Its product is annotated as phosphatidylserine decarboxylase. Gene Ontology annotation, molecular function: phosphatidylserine decarboxylase activity; calcium ion binding. The record is from RefSeq and is a predicted model, not a curated record. Lineage: Eukaryota; Fungi; Ascomycota; Sordariomycetes; Glomerellales; Glomerellaceae. Bases 1 to 3375 code for a protein of 1124 amino acids. Gene Ontology annotation, biological process: phospholipid biosynthetic process. The transcript has 5 exons.
AUGGUCCGCAUCAUCCCUGGGCGACUCAAGUCGAGCUCUUCCCUUCGCAACAGCCGCAGCAGCAGUCCGACAAGAAACAGUAGCAACGGCAGCAGCACGACCAGCAAGAUGGGAGAUCUCAGCCCAAAGGAAAAUGGCUUGACCUUGAAGGUCGUCAUUUUGAAGGCUCGAAACCUUGCAGCCAAAGAUAGAAGCGGCACAUCCGACCCGUACCUUGUUGUGACCCUCGGCGACGCCAAAGUUACCACCCACGAGGUGCCAAAGACCCUCAACCCCGACUGGAACGUCAUCGAAGAACUCCCCGUAAACUCGACUCAGUGUCUCCUCCUCGAUGUGAUAUGCUGGGACAAGGACCGCUUCGGCAAGGACUAUCUCGGCGAGUUCGACCUCGCCCUCGAGGAGAUCUUUGCCGACGAGCAGAAUGAGCAACCUCCCAAGUGGUACCCCCUCAGGAGCAAGAGACCUGGCAAGAAGACGAGUGUCGUGUCUGGCGAGGUCAUGCUACAAUUCACCCUUUUCGACCAGUCCAACACCGCCGCCACCCGCGAGCAGAUCUUUGAAAAAUUCUACGCCCUCGUUAGCCAGCUUCCUGCCGGGUCUAGACAGAUCACGCCCACCAUGACUCCCCUCAUCCAGCCUGUUCGGAACAUGAGCGUUCACAGCGGAACCGACUCCUCGCCGCCGUCAUCUCGCAACCAAACCGAUGCCGACCAGGAAGAGGAGGAGGACGACGACCUUGAUAUCGAAGAUGAUACCCCCGAGGACGAGGAUCCCAGCAAACCCGAAGUCGCCGAAAAGCGCAGGCGUCGUCUGAGGAUCAAGGGGUUGAAGAAGAAGAAGAGGGACCAGGCGUACGCAUUCAAUAACAGCGGAGGCGAUGUCGUGGGAAUCAUCUAUCUCGAGGUUCUGAACAUCACAGACCUGCCUCCCGAGCCCAACUCGACCCGUUUGACGUUCGACAUGGACCCUUUCGUAGUCGCAUCCCUCGGCAAGAAAACGUACCGAACGAAACGAGUGCGGCACAACCUGAACCCCGUCUUCAACGAGAAGAUGAUCUUCCAGGUACAGGGCCACGAGCAAACGUACUCGUUCUCCUUUACCGUAAUGGAUCAUGACAAGUACUCCGGAAACGACUUCAUCGCCGACUGCACCCUACCCAUCAGGGAGCUCAUCGACAAGGCCCCCAAGGCGGAUCCCGAAACUGGUCUGUACGACGUACCCGAGCCUCACGAAUACGUGCCUCCGCAACAGCGCCGCUUCAAGAAGCUCGCCAUGUCUCGCACAUCUUCUUCCCAGAGUCUGAGCAAGGCCCGGCCCGUCUUGUCCAAGAAUGCUAGCAGCGCUUCGACGACGACGGCAGCGCCGAGCGGGACGUUGACCCCAACGCCUGCCGUUCAGGGUUCGACUCUCAACCCGGAGUUCUUGUCUCCCGAGCAAGCUUUGGCUGGAGCGGGGGCUCAGACUGCCGAGUUGGAGGCCGAGGAUGCGGAUUUCAACGAAUUCAGCAUUGCCCUGAAGAUGAAGGAUGCCAAGAAGUGGGAGGAUAAGCAUAAUCCUGUGCUUUACAUCCGCGCCAAAUACGUGCCGUACCCCGCUCUUCGCCAGCAGUUCUGGAGGUCUAUGCUCAAGCAGUAUGACACCGAUGAGAGCGGCCGCAUCAGCAAGAUCGAGCUGACCACGAUGCUGGACACCUUGGGAUCAACACUGCACGAGUCGACCAUUGACAGCUUCUUCCAGCGGUUCCCUCAUCGCGCACAGGGCGAGGACAUGUCCGAUCUCACGUUCGACGAGGCUGUGAUUUGCCUCGAAGACCAGCUGGAAGCCAAGAGCCGGCCACAGCUCACCGUUGGAGAUAGGGUGAAGGGUAUGUUGCCAGACGCCGAGAGAGUCAAGAACCUGCUUUCUGGCCACGACAACAACAACUCCGGGUCAAACGGUCUGUCAACGGAGGCGUCAAGCUCCGACAGCACCAUCAACGUACCAGAGCUCAGCACGCCUGGGGAAGAGGGCGAUCUGCUCGACCGGGAUGAUUUGGCAGAAGACCGUUCUGGCGAGGAGCACGUCGUCGAGAUCAGAGAAUGCCCAAUCUGCCACCAACCUCGCCUCAACAAGCGCAAGGACACCGACAUCAUCACUCACAUUGCUACGUGCGCGAGCCAAGACUGGCGGCAGGUCAACAACCUCGUCAUGGGCGGUUUCGUCACUGCCAGCCAAGCGCAGCGUAAGUGGUACUCCAAGGUCAUCACCAAGAUCUCUUACGGUGGAUACAAGCUUGGCGCCAACUCGGCCAACAUCCUCGUCCAGGACCGCAUAACUGGGCAGAUCAACGAGGAGAAGAUGAGCGUCUACGUGCGACUCGGCAUCCGUCUCCUGUACAAGGGGCUGAAGUCGAGCAACAUGGAGACCAAGAGGAUCCGCAAGAUGCUCAAGAGCAUGAGCGUCAAGCAGGGUAAGAAGUUUGAUGACCCGGCCUCGAAGGCCGAGAUUCCAAAGUUCAUCGAGUUCCACCGGCUUGACAUGUCCGAGGUGCUCCUGCCAGUGGAGGAGUUCAAGAGCUUCAACGAGUUCUUCUACCGAGCUCUGAAGCCCGGGGCACGACCAUGCUCCGCCCCCGACCGUCCCGAUGUUGUCGUCUCCCCGGCCGACUGCCGCAGUGUAGUGUUCAACAGCGUCACCCAGGCGACCAAGGUCUGGGUCAAGGGCCGCGAGUUCUCCAUCAAGCGGCUGCUUGGGGACGCCUACCCCGACGACGUGAAGCGUUUCGAGAACGGAGCUCUUGGCAUCUUCCGUUUGGCGCCGCAAGACUACCACCGCUUCCACAUCCCUGUCGACGGUGUCUUGGACAAGCCGAAGACGAUCGCAGGAGAGUACUACACAGUCAACCCCAUGGCCAUCCGUUCGGCGCUCGAUGUUUAUGGCGAGAACGUCAGGGUUCUGUGCCCCAUUGACAGCCCGGUGCACGGUCGUGUCAUGGUCAUCUGCGUCGGCGCCAUGAUGGUCGGCAGCACGGUCAUCACCGCCAAGGAAGGCACCCAGGUGAAUCGUGCCGAUGAACUUGGAUACUUCAAGUUCGGCGGCAGUACCAUCGUGUUGUUGUUCGAGCCGGGCAAGAUGAAGUUCGACGACGACCUGGUGGACAACUCGAACGGAGCUCUCGAGACGCUGAUACGCGCCGGCAUGUCUGUUGGACACGCACCCGAUCAGCCGCAAUGGGGCCCCGACAUGCGCAAAGACGCAAAGGACGUGACAGACGCUGAGAAGAAAGAUGCCAAGCGUCGCAUCGGCGGUAACAUUGGCGGAGAGGAAUCUUCCAGCGGCGAGGAGACGUCCGACACCCACGCAGACCUAGGCACGCACGCCGCGUCGGCCAUGUAG